This is a messenger RNA of Falco peregrinus (peregrine falcon), 4097 nucleotides long. RefSeq names its product protocadherin beta-16-like. Gene Ontology annotation, biological process: homophilic cell-cell adhesion. Lineage: Eukaryota; Metazoa; Chordata; Aves; Falconiformes; Falconidae. The transcript has 2 exons. Gene Ontology annotation, cellular component: plasma membrane. Gene Ontology annotation, molecular function: calcium ion binding. Bases 123 to 2909 code for a protein of 928 amino acids. The record is from RefSeq and is a predicted model, not a curated record.
GCAGCGCUCUAGAUGGGGGAGGGAGCCCGCUUCCAAGCGAGAAGCGCAUUUACACUGCGCCUUUUGCCUUCGGUUUGGCAUGGAGAGUGCAGAUUCAAACAGCAAACUCCGAAUCCGCAGCAAUGCGCCGAGUGCGGAGGGAACUAUUCCCCCUUGCGACGCUGGGUGGGGAUAUUGGCCACGGACCGGCCGGUGGCUCUGCCCGCCGCGUCUGCAGGCGCAGGGAAACAAAAAACCCGUGUGAGCUGCUGGGGAGCGCGGCGGGCACGGGUCGGGGUGCUCGGAGGCUUCAGACCCCCUUACCUCCGGAUUCCGGACAAGCACCGCUCUGCCUCGGACCCUGCUUAAAAAUGCUGGGAGGCACGGAGGACGGUGGAUGGCUUUUCUGGAGAGUAAUGGCGUGUGUGGGAUGGAGCCGAAACAGCAAGAGGCAAGUGAUCUUCUUUAUUCUGUGCGUUUGCGUGUGUCAGAGCGGGGCCGAAAGCCUCCGCUAUUCUCUGGCGGAGGAAAUGGAGAGGGACUCCUUUGUCGCCAAUAUUGCAAAGGACCUGGGGGUUUCUCCGAGCCAACUGGCGGCUCGCAAGGCCCGCGUUGUGUCCGAGGGGAACGAGCAGCUUUUCCGCCUCAAUCAAAACACCGGAGCCCUGACGGCAAAGGAGUCGCUGGACCGAGAGGAAAUCUGUCCGCAGAGCGAUACGUGCACACUCUUUUUUAAGAUAUUCUUUGAAAAUCCGUUUCAGCUGAUCCGAGGGGAGGUGGAGGUUCUCGAUGUGAACGACAACUCCCCCGUGUUCCCGGAGAAGGAGAUGGUUUUAGAGAUCCUGGAAACGGCAUCUCCUGGGUCCCGUUUCCAUCUGGAAAGUGCCCAGGACAAGGACGUGGGCAGUAACGGUUUACAGAACUACAGCCUCGAAUCCAAUUCGCAUUUCUCCCUCGCUCUCGAAACAGGGAAAGAUGGACUGAGAUACGUGGAGCUCGUCCUACAGCGCCAGCUGGACCGUGAAGAGCAGCGAGAACUGAAUUUACUUCUCACCGCCACCGAUGGGGGCUCGCCACCCAGAUCGGGCACAGCCCAGGUCCGGAUCGUGGUGGUGGAUGCCAAUGACAACAUCCCGGUCUUCCGUCAGGAGGUCUACGAGGUGCGCCUGCCCGAGAACAGCCCCCCGGAGCAGCUGGUAGUCAGAGUGGCGGCUGCGGAUCCCGACGAAGGGUCCUACGGAAAAGUGCGGUACGCCUUCACGCAGACAUUGGAGAGGUCCCGGCAGCUCUUCGAGCUGAACCCUGCCACUGGGGAGAUACGGGUCGCGGGCAACUUGGAUUUCGAGGAAGCGAAAAUGCACAAGAUGGUGGUGAAAGCCAUGGACGGCGGGGGGCUGUCUGCGCAUUGCAAAGUGCAGGUGGAGGUCCUGGACAUGAAUGACAACGCCCCGGAGAUAGUGCUCACCUCCGUCACAGCCUCCGUUCCCGAGGACGCCCCGCCCCGCACCGUGGUGGCCCUGUUCAGUGUGCGGGACAAGGACUCCGGAGACAACGGCAGGACAGAGUGUUCGAUCGAUGGGGACCUGCCCUUUAGCCUCACCCCCACUUUCGAUAAUUACUACGAACUGAGAACAAAUCAGGCGCUGGACAGGGAGAGGACGGCGUUGUAUAACAUCACCAUCACAGCCACGGACUGGGGCACGACGCGGCUGAGCACUCAGGAAAGCAUAUUCGUGCAGAUAUCGGACGUGAACGAUAAUCCCCCAGAGUUCACCCAGGAGGUUUACACCAUGUCGGUCGCGGAGAACAGCAGCCCCAUGCUCCGGAUCGGCAGGGUGAACGCGACGGACGCCGACGCAGGAAAAAACGCUCGCGUAAACUACACGCUGGUGCCACAGGAAGGCAAAUUGCAGCCCGACGUGUCGGUCAACUCUGAAAACGGGGAUGUUUAUAUCCUCCGCCCGCUGGACUACGAGGAGGUGCGCGCCUUCGAGGUGACGGUGCGCGCAGCCGACGGCGGCUCGCCGCCGCUCAGCGCCCAGGCGGUGCUACGCGUGGUGGUGCGGGACGAGAACGACAACGCACCCGUCGUGCUGCACCCGCCCCCCGACAGCAGCGCGGCGGCGGGCGAGCUGGUACCGCGCUGGGCGCGGGCGGACUACCUGGUGGCCAAGGUGGUGGCGGUGGACGCGGACGCGGGGCAGAACGCGUGGCUGUCGUACGAGCUGGCCAAGGCGACGGAGCCGGGGCUGUUCCGCGUGGGGCUGCACAGCGGCGAGGUGCGCACGGCGCGGGCCGUGUCGGAGAGGGACGCGGUCCGGCAGAGGCUCGUCGUGCUAGUGCGAGACCGCGGGCAGCCGCCGCGCUCCGCCACCGCCACCCUCGGCAUCGCCCUGGUGGACGGCUUCUCCGACGCCCAUGUGCGGGUGAGUGAGGAGGCGCCGGCUGCCGAGCCCGACGGGCCACUGACCCUGUACCUCAUCGCCUCCCUGGCCUGCGUCUCGGCGCUGUUCCUGGCGACCGCGGUGGCAGCCGUGGUGGUGAAGAUGCGGCGGGCCAGGCGGAGCCAGGCGGAGCCCUUGCCCACGUUCCCAAAGGCUGCCACGGAGAGCAACGCGGGCUCCCUGCCCCGCAACUACGUGUACGACGUCUGCUUCGCCGCCGGGACAGUCAACAGCGAAUUUCGGUUCCUCAGGCCCCUCUUCCCCUGUUUCCCCGCCGGGCUGCCCCCCGGUCCGGGCGAGCAGCGGAGCUCGGUGUGCUCACAAGAGGCAGCCAGCCCCAGGGGAGAAGGUGACUGGGCUGCACAGGGCAGAGCUCCCCUCCCCGAAGACACGGGUCCCAGACCUGCGGAAGCAGCUUGCUCUGCAAACAAGGGGAUGGAGCUAAAUAUCAAUUCUGAUCAAAACCCUUGGGUCAGCCAUCAGUAAGUGAAGAGAAAAACAAGCAUCUCUGUCCUCACUGGCUAACAUGCUCACGGGGAAAAGUGAACGAAGAGACCAAACACCCACCAAAAAAAGUACCAGGGAGAUACAAAGCUUCUCUGUGAGAGAGCAAAAACACUCUCCUCUUGAGCAGUACUUUAUUCAUGUAGGUAUUUUGUAAUUGUGAUGUGGAUGGAAGACGAGGACUGUGUUGCAUGUUGAUUACACUUAGACCUCAUGUGUGAUUGUGAGAGUGCUACCGCUUCUAAAUGUUAAGGGCAGUACUGAGAACUGGAAGCAGAUCUUCAAGAUAACUUUUUUCUACAUCACCUUUUCUGUGUUUUUUCUUAUGCAGAGGGAUCUGUAAUAAUGUCUUAAUUUCCUGCAGCCUGUUCAAUACCAAACAAUAUUAAGCAAAAUUAAGUGGUGCUUGCAAAGAAAUUUCUUAAUAACAAGCAGAAGCUGAUUACAUUACAAACGGCUGACAGUGGCACACUUUGUGUAUUUGAUCAAGAGUUUACAGGUUCUCCACACUGCAGAGUGGGCUUUGAGCAAUGUGCGUUUUUUUUCCCUUCAUAACGUGAAGUUGAAAUUAACAUUUCAGAAUUUUGGGGUAUAUAGUAGUAGAGAAUUAAAAAUACUGUCUGUAGUUUUACAGUAAAGUAGGCUAAACCAUUUACAAUAAACUUAAGGUAUAGUAGAAUAUAGGGCGUCAAUAAGCUUUCAGUUUUUCUUUCAUUAAUCAGUAUUGAUCUAUAAUGUGGUAUUUCCCGUCGCUCACACAUUUUUUAGAGCCAAAUGCCUGAAGACAGAAAACAAUAAAACCUACUUGAAAGUCCCUCAGGUGAGUGUGCGGUCUCGAAGAUCACUUCUCACAGUCAUCGCUGAGGAAAUAGCCACCCCAAAGAGCAGGAUUUCGGGAAUAAAUCCCUGCAUUUGGGAUGGAAUUUAUGCAGGGGAAAUCAGAGCGAUCUGGAAAGUAGGCUGCUCUCAGAAGCCAGAGUAAGGUGGAGGGGCCUUUUCUGAGCCAAGCUGAGGUUUGAGAGAUGCUGCCUCCGGCCUCUUUACGAGGGCUCCCAGCCCUGAGAGGUCGUGAACUGGGGGAACAAUCUCGGUCCCUUCCAGAAACCCACCGAGAAUUACUACAUGGCCAUCGCUGCCAUGCGUGGUUCAUGGACCAGCUCACUCUGGAUG